Bombyx mandarina (wild silkworm) is the source of this 537-nucleotide messenger RNA. RefSeq lists its product as uncharacterized. The record is from RefSeq and is a predicted model, not a curated record. NCBI's taxonomy places the organism in Eukaryota, Metazoa, Arthropoda, Insecta, Lepidoptera, Bombycidae. Gene Ontology annotation, molecular function: ligand-gated sodium channel activity. Gene Ontology annotation, biological process: sodium ion transmembrane transport. Gene Ontology annotation, cellular component: plasma membrane.
AUGAGAGUUUCAAUGUUCGACCGGUUAUGGUUCUUCGGAAAAAAUAGUGGAAUCCACGGCUUGAAUCGGUUAUUUCAUGAUCAAAAUAAUACUUUUGCGAGCGCCGAGGAGCUAUUGACGAAUUAUUUAGACGCAAAACUGAAAUAUGGACUAAAAACGUUAGCUGUAAGCCGUUUCGAGUUGCUAUUCUCUAUGGUGGAAACAGAAAAUGAUUCUCUGUUAAAAUACGAAUAUUUUGAAGAGAGAGGAUGCAGAUAUUCGAAUGAAAUACCCGAUGGACGACUUCACGUAUACUCGGUUUAUUCUUAUGGAGCUUGUCAGUUGGCGUACUAUACUGAGGAAUUAUUUGAACGCUGCGGAUGUGUCCAUCCAGUGAGAGAUAAAUCAUAUUCGAAUCUGUAUUGCAACUAUACUGGACUGAACUGCUUGUCUAUUUAUGAAGCUGAAAACAAUUUGAAUUCGCGGAAAUACAAAUUGUAUCAGUGCGCGCCGUCGUGUGUUGAAAGCGAAAUCAAUGUAAUCCAUCAAUCAGGGUAA